AUGGAUGCAAGGGAGCCCUCCCUCGAGGAGGAGACGGACAGCACCCAGCCAAAGACAAAUUGGGCACAUACCAUGAUCUCAUACAGUGGAUGCACCACUGUCAGUGACCCUCCAGGUUUGGAAAAAAGGAUGGAAAUUUCCAGGGCCGGGGAGGGGGAUGUUGCUCAGUCUCAUGUGGUCAACGUAUGGUCUAUCAAUUACACUUUCAACGACCGAGUCAAACCCCUGUCUAUUGAUGAAUUGGAGGUUGAAAUCAAAUUCGAUUGGGCAAAGGAGACGGUCCUGAAGCGUAUGCAGUAUCGCGACGUGAUGGCAAUGGAUGGGGGCGAGGAUGCAGUGGCAAAAUUUGCGCCUAUUACACACACAUUUACAUGA
Messenger RNA from Penicillium antarcticum, 375 nucleotides. RefSeq lists its product as uncharacterized. Lineage: Eukaryota; Fungi; Ascomycota; Eurotiomycetes; Eurotiales; Aspergillaceae. The coding region runs from base 1 to 375 and encodes 124 amino acids. The record is from RefSeq and is a predicted model, not a curated record. The transcript has a single exon.